GGAGGGUGCACUUAGGGAGGGUUCACUCUAUGAAAUUAACUCAGCAGAACUCAAAAGGAUAAAAAAUAUCAACCCUGAUGAGUUUCUGUCAGGUACAAACACCAUUGGUCAUCUAAUGAGUGAAUCAAUUCAGCAGACUGAAUCAUUAAAUUGUUCAUCAAUCAAAAUUGAAUACUAA
This is a messenger RNA of Entrophospora candida, 178 nucleotides long. NCBI's taxonomy places the organism in Eukaryota, Fungi, Glomeromycota, Glomeromycetes, Entrophosporales, Entrophosporaceae. The record is from the annotation of a GenBank genome assembly.